This is a messenger RNA of Brienomyrus brachyistius, 1671 nucleotides long. Its product is annotated as nuclear receptor subfamily 0 group B member 2-like. The transcript has 2 exons. Gene Ontology annotation, biological process: circadian rhythm; negative regulation of transcription by RNA polymerase II. Lineage: Eukaryota; Metazoa; Chordata; Actinopteri; Osteoglossiformes; Mormyridae. The record is from RefSeq and is a predicted model, not a curated record. The coding region runs from base 145 to 927 and encodes 260 amino acids. Gene Ontology annotation, molecular function: transcription factor binding; transcription corepressor activity. Gene Ontology annotation, cellular component: cytoplasm; nucleus.
UCUAUAAAUAGACCAGUGUUAGCCAAGGCAUUACCAACAGUAGAAUCUGGAGUCCGCCAUAGCUCUGGCGAGGAUAGUCAAAACACAGCUAAAACUGGAAAAAAAAAACAGGACUGAUCCGCGAUAUAUAUUUAUUCUAACAAGAUGAAUAGUGGGGACCACUGUUCCAGUGAAAAGGUCAGGCAGCCAAAUGCCAUUCUCUUCAAUAUCCUCAGCCGUCAGAAUACCAAUCACUCAAUGAGCCGUAACAGCCUGAACUACGGUUCGGCACCACAUGGCUGUCACUGUGAGCCGCGGCGGACGGUGUGCCUGGAGAGUCCCGCGGAGACCUGUCAGCUGGCUUCGGGCGUGCUGGUCAAGACCAUUCACUUCAUGAAGAGCCUGCCCUCCUUCCAGCAGCUUCCAGCCAAGGACCAGCUGUCGCUCCUCAGAAGCUGCUGGGUUCCGCUUUUCGUCCUGGGGCUGGCGCAGGAAGGGGUGAACUUCGAGGUCACUGACACGCCGACUGUGAGCAUGCUGAAGCACAUCCUGCUGAAUGGCCAGUGGCCGCGUGGCCCCGAGGACGAGGAGAGGGCGCAGCCCACCAUGGCCGGGGUUCACAAACUGAAGACGUGCCUCAGCAAGUUCUGGAGCCUCGAUCUCAGCCCCAAAGAGUAUGCGUAUCUCAAAGGCACCCUGCUGUUUAACCCAGACGUUCCAGAGCUAAAGGCUGCGUCUUUCAUCGAGAGCCUGCAGAAUGAAGCUCAGCGAGCUUUGAGGGAAGUGCUGUUACCCCUGGGGGAUCGCGGCCGAUUCGCCCGCGUCCUUCUUACGGCCUCUGCCCUCAAGACCAUAACGGCAGACCUGGUUACAGAGCUCUUCUUCCGGCCUGUCAUAGGCCAGACAGACCUUCUGGACCUGCUAACUGACAUGCUCUUUACUCGUUAGACAGAGCAUUUCCGUUACUCCUUACUCUCUAGAGCAUUUGCAGAGCAUUUCCUUUACUCUGUACUUGUUAGAACAUUGGCAGAGCAUUUCCCCUACACUUUGCUCAUUAGAGAAUUUUCAGAGCAUUUCCUUUACUCUUUACUCACUAGAGCUUUUGCAGAGCAUUUCCUUUACUCUUUACUCAGUAGAGCUUUUGCAGAGCAUUUCCUUUACUCUUUACUCAGUAGAGCUUUUGCAAAGCAUUACCAAAUGAACAAGAGUAUGUUGACUUAAGUUUAACAAGGAAGUGCAUUUCCAAACUGCAGUAUUUCUGAUAUAACUUUCAUCACUAGUCCUACUGGUAAAAUGCAUCCAUUUACUACAGCACAGUAGAGGACUUGCCAUAGAAUUAUUGUUUACAUCCAUUACAGAAAGGGUAGGUUUGCAUAAGUCAAACUGUCCUGAUAUCGCACACAAAGUAUACUGCCAUUCUUUGCUAUCUUUAGUGGCACUGGGUCUUUCAAAGCCUAUGUUGCAUUUAAGCUUGACAACCUUGGGCUAACUUCAGAGCAAAGCAGGUAUAUUUUGUCUCGGUAUUGGACAGGGGCAGAUCCUAAUCUGAACUGAAUUAGCCAAACCAUGUAUGUAUAUCUGUAUAGCAAUCUUGAUUACAUUGUAAAUACAAUAUAGAAUUCUAUUUUUUAAGCAAAGUUUAUAUAUGAAAGUUUAUAUUUUAAAUAAAUUAUAUAUUUUUUGUAAACCUUA